AUGUGCUCCCGCCAGGACAAGGACCAGUGCCACCAGCAGGAGCGGGCCUCCUGCCACAGCAGCGGGUCCGGUUGCCACGGGACCAGUGGAUCUGGCUGCCAUGGGAGCAGCGGAUCCAGUUGCCACAGGAGCAGCGGAUCCGGUUGCCACAGGAGCAGCGGAUCCGGUUGCCAUGGGAGCAGUGGUGGAUCUGGUUGCCAUGGGACCAGUGGAUCCGGUUGCCAUGGGAGCAGUGGUGGAUCUGGUUGCCAUGGGACCAGUGGAUCUGGUUGCCAUGGGAGCAGUGGUGGAUCUAGUUGCCAUGGGAGCAGUGGAUCCGGUUGCCAUGGAAAGCCGCAGGAGUGCCAGCAGCAAAUCUACCAAGUGUCCUCAAAGAUGAAGUGA
Cinclus cinclus is the source of this 384-nucleotide messenger RNA. RefSeq lists its product as uncharacterized. The record is from RefSeq and is a predicted model, not a curated record. The transcript has a single exon. The coding region runs from base 1 to 384 and encodes 127 amino acids. NCBI's taxonomy places the organism in Eukaryota, Metazoa, Chordata, Aves, Passeriformes, Cinclidae.